AUGAGUGAAAUCAUAUAUGUUUCGCCACUAAAGUUUCUGGUAAAUGAUGCAAACUGGAAAAGUGAGGUGGAAAGAAGUGGGUUUGUACCAAUUUUGAAAGCGGAUCUAUACAAAUUCGAGCAAUCCUUAUCGAAUGCUAAGGAGAAGAGCAACGGAACGUUGAAUAGUAAGGAUUCAAAUUCGGACCAUCGUAACGGAGUGAGUGUUGGUGAUAAGAUAGAGUCAACCAAGUCUGAAUCGUCAAAUUUAUCAAAAUAUAUGGAAUUACAGCAAUUUCUACCGAUUUCAUUAGAACAACAAUUGCACACCCUAUCCAUUCAAGGAAUGCCGUCAAAUGCUACACACGGUCAGAUUGAACAUUUUUUUGUUGAGUGUAUAAAACUUUCAAAGUAUGAGACAGCGUUAGAGGCAUGGACGACUCUUAGUUCCUAUACGUCUGGAUCUCAAAACGUUUUUAUCAGAUUGUCAGGCUCUUCGAAGGAUACAGAAUUUGCAAAUUUCGUAAUCUUUUUGGAAUAUCUAUCUGCAAAAUUCAAUUCUUUGCAAUUGCACAUUGACUCUAAUACCAGAUCAUUCGUUGAAGACAACACAAAAAUUAAUCUUGAAACUAUUGGGAGUGAUGUCCUGUCCAAAUAUAAUGAACUUCUUAGGGACCUGCAAAAACAAAAAAACGUUAAUGAUACUAGUGUAGAAGAUACUACUCAAUAUCAAGUUGACUUAAACACCCUAAGUGAUAUUCCCAAAGACUCGUUGGACCAAUUAGUGAAGGAUAUCAUUGAGUUUAGAACAAGAGUUAUCAAUACAGAAAAGGAAAAGCUGAUUUCAGAAAACUAUGAAGAAAAUAGGAGGAUUAAAGAGAAGAUGACGAAGAUGUUUGAACGUAUUAAAAGAAGCCAUUUAAAGGAUCAAAUCGAAGAACGUGAUGUAGACGUAAGUUUUGAAGAGGAAGAGGUAAAUGUUAUCGAUGACAAAUUGAUAGAACAGAAACAGAACUUAAUGGCAGAAAUUGAAUCAGAAAAAAGAUAUAAGUCUCUAUUAAAAGACUUAGCUACAGUGAUUGAACCAAGAAUGAAAGCAUUACAGUUGGAUAUUGAGCAUGCAACAAAUUAUGAGACCCAUCUUGUUGAGCAAAGGCCUCUAUUUUUGAAGGAGAUCCAAAAUCUAGGAAAUGACAUUUAUUAUGAUCGCCAUAGAACGUUUAAGGAAGAAGAAGAGAGGCUAGACAAAUUGAACAGAGAGCAAUUCGGUGAUGCGAUGGACGUUGUCAGUAUUAGUACAGAAGCAGUUGCUACUACUGGAAAAGCUUCAGAAUCAAUCAAGAAUGAGAAAACCGAGCUUGCAGCCGGUCAUAUUAAAAUUAAAUUUGCUUUCAAAAGAGCGAUUGACAAAUCGACUGAAGCCGAUAAGGAAGGUGGUCUAGAAGAGAAAGAAAGUGAAGAACAGGAAGGAGAAAAGGAAGAAACUGAACCAGCUAUUACUAGUGAGAUAUUAUCCUUUGAAGAUGACGAAUUGAGGUCCAGAAUUUCCAAGUUAAGAAGUUCCAAGGUUGUUGAUGAGUUGGUUAAAGAAUAUUUGGGUGUCUACGAAGACGAAUUGGUAGAUUAUAUCUUUGAUAACAUUGAAGAAUUCAAAAAUAAGAAGAAUUUAUUGGAGGAUUUGAAAGAAACAUUUGAUGAAGAUGCUCAAAAAAUUGUAGAUACUAUAUGGAAUAGAGAAGAAUUGAAACGUUAG
Kazachstania africana CBS 2517 is the source of this 1731-nucleotide messenger RNA. RefSeq names its product Snu71p (gene SNU71). The coding region runs from base 1 to 1731 and encodes 576 amino acids. The transcript has a single exon. NCBI's taxonomy places the organism in Eukaryota, Fungi, Ascomycota, Saccharomycetes, Saccharomycetales, Saccharomycetaceae. Gene Ontology annotation, biological process: mRNA processing. The record is from RefSeq and is a predicted model, not a curated record.